Cydia fagiglandana is the source of this 1339-nucleotide messenger RNA. RefSeq lists its product as uncharacterized. Gene Ontology annotation, cellular component: ciliary basal body; axoneme. The coding region runs from base 102 to 1310 and encodes 402 amino acids. The transcript has 9 exons. The record is from RefSeq and is a predicted model, not a curated record. Gene Ontology annotation, biological process: cilium assembly. Lineage: Eukaryota; Metazoa; Arthropoda; Insecta; Lepidoptera; Tortricidae.
ACGCAAAGAAAUCUGACAAGUGUGAACAUCUGCAGUGCAGUUUUGUAUCGUUAUUUUGAUUGUUUAUUUAGAAUAAUAACUUAUUUAUUAAUAUAUUAACUAUGGCUCGUAUGAGUGUGUGUUAUUCAAGUCGAUCCAUAAUAAGCCACAAGGGUUUUAACAUGAACGAUGCCGAGGAAAUGACAGACGCUGACCUGAUAAAAGCCGUCAACGAGCUUAAACAACAGAUCAAAAUCACUAAUUUGGAGAACGACAUUCUUGAGAGGACAAUUAUGAGAUUGGACCCAUCCCUGAUGAGCAACAUCCAGCAAGCCAUCGAGUAUGCCAGCAAGCUGGCCAGCUCAUCCUCCACGGGAGGGAGCUUCAUGAGGUCCCAGACCUCCAGGUUUGACUUCAGCGCGUCCAAGAUCCUCUCCAGCCCUUCCAGGGCUUCAACCAGAAGAGUGGAAUCCUCAGCCAAGAUAGGAGGGACGACAGUGUUCGGAACAGGGACCAGGAUCAACGUAAUGGCUCGCCUUGAGCUGGUUAACACCGAGAUGGAGAUUUUGAUGCAGAAACUAGUCAAUGCUCGAAAAAAGGCCGCAAAACAACACGCAAUGCUAAAAGCUCAGCUAGAAGAGAUUGAACUGAGAGUAGUAGACAUCGAGAAGGCGAGUGCAGCGUUCAACCAAGAAGUCAUCGUGGACGGAUGGGACAAGCUCGCACAGCGGAUACCGGCUGAGAUCUGGAUAAGGUACAUGACAGAGUGGAUGAAGAUUUGCGACAGCCAGAUUGGCAAGCUUCGCCUCCGAACCAGCACCCUGAACACGCAGUACGCCAAGUUCAAAGGCCAGAUCAAAAUCAAAGCCGAGCUGAACGAUAAGCUGAGGCCUGUGGAUUUUGAUAAGAUCAAAAUUGAGAAUCAGGAAGCGGUGGCGACGAUAGAGCAGAAAACUAAACAGCUGGAAGAAUUGAAAAUGAUGACGGGAGAAGCGAAUCUCAACCUGACGGUCCACAAGAAAGCGAUGUGGGAGCAGAAUUCGUACUUGGCCAAGAUUGUGGACACUAUAAAGACGAAAGAGAGGCAGACGAAAGCCAUUGAUAAAGAGAGAGAGAAUAUACGAGUGCAAGCUGAUGCUUUGGCUGUCAGAUUGACGGAGGUGAAAAAAGUCCGGAACAAGUUCGAAGUCCCCGACAUAAUGGACUAUGUGGCCGUGAAGGCGGCGCUGGGAGACCUGCAGAAGGGCGCCAAGCUACUGGAGAAUAGGCUCCGGAUCCAGCACAUAGCGCUCAACUCGCUCCAGAGCAAACUACGGUUCAUAAAAGCUUAGUGUUCAUUACAAUAUUUCUAUAUUAAACA